AUGCCCACCCCCAUCGCCCACCGUCCCAAAUCCCGCCCAACGGCAUCGUGCCUCCCCUGCCGAACCCGAAAAGUCAAGUGCAACCGCCUCCAACCAUGCGAAACAUGCAGUGCGCGGAACAUCGCGCACGAAUGUAAAUAUGCCGUGCCGGAUGAGGAUAGGCAGGCGAUUGCGCAAGCGGAGAUGAUUGCGGAGUUGAGGGCGGAGGUGAAUCGAUUGCAGAGACAAUAUCAUGAGUAUCAGGAGUCUUCAUCUGUCGAUGAGUUUUAUGUAAAUAUUUUAGAAGAAGGGAGCGGGGCAUUAGAGGAAUUGGAGAAUGGGGAGGAGAGUUUGGGAGAAGGGGAUGAUGAUGAUGAUGAGUUGGAGAGGGUGUAUCGGAUUUUGAAGGACGGGGAGUGGGAGAGGGUGAGGGAGGUGGUGGGGAGGAUUAGGGGAGGUACUACUAUUUCUGUGUGA
Molecule: messenger RNA, 456 nt
Organism: Aspergillus tubingensis
Lineage: Eukaryota; Fungi; Ascomycota; Eurotiomycetes; Eurotiales; Aspergillaceae
Product: Zn(II)2Cys6 transcription factor domain-containing protein
Exons: 2
Coding region: 1-456 (151 amino acids)
Biological process (GO): regulation of DNA-templated transcription
Molecular function (GO): DNA-binding transcription factor activity, RNA polymerase II-specific; zinc ion binding
Source: RefSeq, a predicted model, not a curated record